Aegilops tauschii subsp. strangulata is the source of this 1096-nucleotide messenger RNA. RefSeq lists its product as uncharacterized. The record is from RefSeq and is a predicted model, not a curated record. Lineage: Eukaryota; Viridiplantae; Streptophyta; Magnoliopsida; Poales; Poaceae.
UAUAAAAAUGAAUCGACCCUGCGUUGGGUGUAAGCGUCGACCCAGACGCGAAAGCAGAUAUGGGUGUCCACUGGGACUAAACGAACAAAAAAUAGAAUCACUGUCUGUUUACGUCGGCGUGUUGAAAUUACUGUUAGUGGCGUGUGCCUACGCAGCAGCACCGGGAGCGUACGACACCUUCCCCCGGCUUCUAGCUCCAGGAGCCCUGACGGCGGAGGAUGUCAGGAUGAGAUCCUCUGACCAGGUUCAUGACCGGCACGCCACGUGGGACCCGGACUUCGCCUCCCUUCCGUCCCUCUGACAUCACGGGCUAGACGACCAACGCCUAAUCCGCGCGUGCGAAUCGAAUGAACCAGCGCCUCCAACUAUAAAAACACACGGGAGCCCAUCUUGGUCACAUUGCAUCUUGUCUAUCCAUUCGUCUCGAUUUCUUGCCUGCGAGAGGGACCAGAAAUAGUUGAACGAGCUAGAGCUCGCUAGCGGCGGUCCGUCAGCCAGGCCCAGAGAAAAAGCACUCGUCAGCCGGGAAGGUUAUCUGAUGGGGAACUGCGCGCCAUCGCGGCACGCCGGGGAGUCGUGGGCCGACGACGGCGAGUGGGAGGAGGCGUCGUCCACGUCCGAGGACGGCGACCACCACCACCACCACGCAUCGGAGGUGACGAUCAGGAUCACCAAGAGGCAGCUGCACGAGCUCAUGGAGAGGAAGACGCCCGGCGGCCGGGGUAGCAGCACCCGGCAGCUGCUGGCGGACAUCAUGGACUCCGGGGAGGUGCACCACCAUGACGUGCACCGGGAGGAGCACUGGAGGCCCGCGCUGCAGAGCAUUCCGGAGGCCGUCGAGUCGUGACGAGACUUGGUGGUGGCUACGUAUGUACGUACUUACGUACGCUGCCCCUGCCGAGCUCUCUGCGAAACAAAUUAAAGUUGCCAUUUCCCUCCUAGCCUCUUUUCUCUUUUCUCGUUCCCACGGUACGUUUCCAUGUCCUUGAAUGGAUGGCCAUGCGUCCAUGCAUAUACAAAGAUUGGAUUUGGAUAGUUCGUUCAAUUUGUCUCUGAUGUAUACAUAAGAUGUACGUCUAGGGAAAUACGUAUAAAA